CUUAAGCACUGGCGCUUCAGUAAUCAGCGUGAGCUAUUCUUCGUAGUUGUGAUUACAUGUGAAACGAGUUUUUGAGAUAGAGGUGUUGUAUUGUUUGGUUAAUUUAAACACUUUAACGGUUUUAAAGAUGGCGAACAAGCUUGAUAUGUCAUUGGACGAGAUUAUCAAACAGGGUAAAGGUAAAGGUGGUGGAAGACCUCGCCGAGGAAGUGGUAGCCGCGAUGGCCCUCGAAGCGACUCAGGCCCAACGAGACAAAAUCGACAAAAUUUCAACCGGAGCAGAGACAGACCUGCUCCAUAUUCCAGGCCAAGAGAGCUACCAGACAAAUGGCAGCACGACAUGUUUGAUGAUGGAUUCGGCAGUAGUAAAGCGGCGAAGCCAGACUACAGCCCAAGCUUUGGCCUGGAGACCAGCGGGAAGCUCCUGGUGUCCAAUCUGGACUUUGGGGUGUCUGACUCUGACAUCAAGGAGUUGUUCAGGGAAUUUGGCAAUUUGACAAAAGCAGCGGUGCACUACGACCGGUCGGGUCGCAGUCUGGGGACGGCAGAUGUCCACUUUGAGAAGAAAGCUGACGCGCUCAAAGCCAUGAAGCAGUACAACGGUGUUCCCCUGGAUGGUCGUGCAAUGGAGAUCCAGGUGGUUGCAGGACGCGUCUCGACGGGGAGAGACGACGACUCUGAUUCGGGCGGGCUGAAGGGACGUCUGGGGACCCGAGAGUCCGAUUCCUCCGGGUCUUUCAGAAGGAACCGAGGAGGCAACAGGGACUCUGGCUUCGGAGGGUCGCGGAGACGUGAGGGAGGUGGCGGAGGAGGAUACAGGGGGAGAGGAGGCCGAGGAGGAGGAGGAGGAGGUGGUGGGGGACGUGGCGGUAGACGCAACGAGAGCAAACAGCUGACUGCAGAGGAGCUGGAUGCACAGCUGGACGCCUACAAAAACAAGAUGGAUACCAGCUAAGCGGCAUCUGAGUUCAAGCACUUUGAAAAUCCAGCCAUUCCCACCUCCUCCUGAAAAAAAAUGCCAGUCUCGCGCUCAGGAUUGACAGCCUAGGUGUUCUUUUUGUUUUUAUUUGUUUUGGUUUGGUUUUUUCCUUUAUUUUGUUUCUUCACAUGAAGAAUGGACAAUACAAAGUUGUGUAUAUAACUGGAUGACUUUUGAGAGCAUUUGGUAUGAUUUUGUUUUUGUUUUUUUCUCACCCAUCCUUUUUGUUUUUAUGCUCUCACGAGUAAAUGUUUUAAAUACAUAGUGGGUUUACCAGUUAUUUGUUAUCCUGUAUUAAACCUACUGUGCCUUUGUA
Engraulis encrasicolus (European anchovy) is the source of this 1295-nucleotide messenger RNA. RefSeq names its product THO complex subunit 4-like. The transcript is spliced from 6 exons. Gene Ontology annotation, biological process: mRNA export from nucleus. The record is from RefSeq and is a predicted model, not a curated record. NCBI's taxonomy places the organism in Eukaryota, Metazoa, Chordata, Actinopteri, Clupeiformes, Engraulidae. The coding region runs from base 128 to 955 and encodes 275 amino acids. Gene Ontology annotation, cellular component: nucleus. Gene Ontology annotation, molecular function: mRNA binding.